Molecule: messenger RNA, 2410 nt
Organism: Mesocricetus auratus (golden hamster)
Lineage: Eukaryota; Metazoa; Chordata; Mammalia; Rodentia; Cricetidae
Gene: Hs2st1
Product: heparan sulfate 2-O-sulfotransferase 1
Exons: 7
Coding region: 326-1399 (357 amino acids)
Cellular component (GO): membrane
Molecular function (GO): heparan sulfate 2-sulfotransferase activity
Source: RefSeq, a predicted model, not a curated record
GAGGGGCGCGCGGCCGCGAGCGGGCGAGCGAGGGAGGGAAGGGAAGAACCGAGCGAAGAGGGCGUGCGGCCGCGGGGUCCCGAAGCCAGGCGGCAGCGGCAGCGGCCGGAGGGCGCCAGGGCCGUCGGUGGGCAGAGGAGAAGCGUGCACCGGGCGGCCGGCGCUGGCUCCCGCGGGCGGGAGACCGGAGCGGAGGAGGGGGUCGCUGCGGCGCGGCAGUCCGCGCAGCUCCCGGGUCGGGGGGUCUCCUCCCGGCGCCUCGGUCGCCCGCGGGGCCCCGCUCCCCGCCCCCCGCGGUAUGUCUUGAUCUCGAGCGGCGGGUUUCAUGGGGCUCCUCAGGAUUAUGAUGCCGCCCAAGUUGCAGCUGCUGGCGGUGGUGGCCUUCGCGGUGGCGAUGCUCUUCUUGGAGAACCAGAUCCAGAAGCUGGAGGAGUCCCGGGCCAAGCUAGAAAGGGCGAUUGCAAGACAUGAAGUCCGGGAAAUUGAGCAGCGGCAUACAAUGGAUGGCCCUCGGCAAGAUGUGGCUGUAGAUGAAGAAGAAGAUAUAGUCAUCAUUUAUAACAGAGUUCCCAAAACUGCCAGCACCUCCUUUACCAAUAUCGCCUAUGACUUGUGUGCAAAGAAUAGAUACCACGUUCUUCACAUCAACACUACCAAAAAUAAUCCAGUAAUGUCAUUGCAAGAUCAGGUACGCUUUGUAAAGAAUAUAACCACCUGGAAUGAGAUGAAACCAGGGUUUUAUCAUGGACACAUUUCUUACCUGGAUUUUGCAAAAUUUGGUGUGAAGAAGAAGCCAAUUUAUAUUAAUGUCAUCAGGGACCCUAUCGAGAGGCUGGUUUCCUACUAUUACUUUCUGAGGUUUGGAGAUGAUUACAGACCAGGAUUAAGGAGACGGAAACAAGGAGACAAAAAGACCUUCGAUGAAUGUGUGGCCGAGGGCGGCUCAGACUGUGCUCCAGAGAAGCUCUGGCUGCAGAUCCCAUUCUUCUGUGGCCACAGCUCAGAAUGCUGGAACGUGGGAAGCAGAUGGGCUAUGGAUCAAGCUAAGUAUAACCUCGUUAACGAAUACUUCCUGGUGGGAGUUACUGAAGAGCUGGAAGACUUCAUCAUGUUACUGGAGGCAGCUUUGCCCCGGUUUUUCCGGGGUGCUACAGAUCUCUAUCGUACAGUAGGAAAGAAAUCCCACCUUAGGAAAACCACAGAGAAGAAACUGCCCACCAAGCAAACCAUCGCAAAGCUGCAGCAGUCUGACAUUUGGAAAAUGGAAAAUGAGUUCUACGAGUUUGCACUGGAGCAGUUCCAGUUCAUCAGAGCCCACGCUGUCCGUGAGAAAGACGGAGACCUCUACAUCCUGGCACAGAACUUUUUCUAUGAAAAGAUUUACCCCAAGUCGAACUGAGCGCAAGUGUGGCCAAAGCAGUCUGUUGUCACCUUUGUCCUCAGUUUCCCACCUGCUUUGCUGAUAGUGUCUGAGCCCGUUCUCGUGGGGCCGAGUUAGGGAACAGACUGGAAUGUCAAGAAACUAGAUGCUAAACGGGAUGUCAGUGUUCUUAGGCGUUUUUAAGUGUAAUGAAUUGUUACUUCUUUUGUUAUUUUGACAUGUUACCUAAAAUACACACAGGCAGGUUUCGUCAAAAGCCUGAGUGCCAUCUCAGAAGAGGCUCUGUGCUUCUCUUGCUUUUGAUAAAGCACUUCUUUUCACCUCUCUUGGAUGCAGAUGAGUCUGCUUGGCACUUCACCUUCUGGAGGCCUGUGUUGUACACCCCGACUGGAUAGUGCUAAUAACUAUUUGUCAGUGUCUGAUUUGUUUAUGUGAAUCAUGUCUCACAGAGUUUAUUGGAAUGUUUGAUCAUGCUUUCUCAGAACUAUUUCUGCUGUAGUUGGGUUUGUCCAUAUUUAUGUAGGCUUUAUUUUAGUUUUUGGAUGAUCAUUAGUGUCAAAGAAAUCAACUGAAAACCAUGAAUAAUACUAUAAAAAGACAAAACGGUUCAAGCAGUAUUCCUGAUUCCUGUCUCCCCAGUAUCUAAUAUUGGGGUGGUAUUUCUAAGAAUGUUGACAACAUUAUCUGAGGCUUUCCUAAGGGUUUCCACGCAUUCAUAUCAGAAAAGUGAGUUUAGUAUUUGUUUCUCUGUGGCUUCUCCGUAACCCAGUACACUGAGGUACCGGUAACUGCAUAUGCCAACUCCAUCAGUGAGCUGUGAUACGGGUAGGAUUUUCCUACCUCUGUACUUUACCUGUAGACUAUUUUUACUACGGUGCUUUAUAAUGUGUUUUAAAGCAUUGCAUUUACAAAAGAGAAAUGCUGUAAAUAUUGCAUAUUUUAUGUAUUUGGACCAAAAAGUUACAAGUAAGUAGACAAAAGUGGUUUUGCACCAAUUUUAUUAUGUCGAGUAAAGUCAUCCGACCUAUA